AUGGUGGAUUCGAAAGAGAGCGACUUGGAGAGAGAGAGAGAGAGUGUGACUUCAACUGCAUUUAUUGUUCCUUCUUCUCAAAGCAGAAGAAGAGAUGAGAGAUGA
Messenger RNA from Arabidopsis thaliana (thale cress), 105 nucleotides. RefSeq lists its product as uncharacterized. Lineage: Eukaryota; Viridiplantae; Streptophyta; Magnoliopsida; Brassicales; Brassicaceae. The coding region runs from base 1 to 105 and encodes 34 amino acids. The record is from RefSeq and is marked reviewed. The transcript has a single exon.